This is a messenger RNA of Aureobasidium uvarum, 372 nucleotides long. The record is from the annotation of a GenBank genome assembly. Lineage: Eukaryota; Fungi; Ascomycota; Dothideomycetes; Dothideales; Saccotheciaceae.
AUGUCAUACUACUUUACUAUCAUCGGCACGAGGGACAACCCUCUCUUCGAACAUGAGUUUGGCACUUCCAAGGCUGGUGGAGACGGCAUUGCCCGCUUUCGUGAUGAGGCCAGACACAUGAACCAAUUCAUCGUCCACAGCAGUCUCGACAUUGUCGAAGAAGUCCAAUGGGGAAAUAAUGGGCUGCAGAGCACAUUACUGGCCAACAAUCCGAGUAGUGCCCAAACAGAGGAAGCCGUCAGGCAAUUCAUGACCGACGUAUACGAAGCCUGGAUCAAAUGCAUCAUGAAUCCAUUCUAUGUCGUCAACGCUCCCGUUACCAGUCCGGUUUUCAGGGGUCGUGUGGCUGCUGCUGCAAAGAAAUAUCUCUGA